Messenger RNA from Tilletiopsis washingtonensis, 1346 nucleotides. RefSeq lists its product as hypothetical. Gene Ontology annotation, biological process: SNARE complex assembly. Gene Ontology annotation, molecular function: SNARE binding. The coding region runs from base 176 to 1225 and encodes 349 amino acids. Gene Ontology annotation, cellular component: endosome; lytic vacuole. The record is from RefSeq and is a predicted model, not a curated record. The transcript has 6 exons. NCBI's taxonomy places the organism in Eukaryota, Fungi, Basidiomycota, Exobasidiomycetes, Entylomatales.
CCUCCUCUCCUCCUUCCUCUCCCUCCGCCCUCUCUCCUCCGCUUCGUCCGACCUCCGCUCGCAAAGCAUCCGACGUCUUCGCUCGCAGCAUGCGCGAACAACGCAUGGUCCCCGGCGUCGAGUUUGCCGAGAUGCAGCUGUUCAUCGAGGUGUUUCAUGCGCGACAAGCAGAGGGAUGCAGGACGCUAGCGCGGAGCGAGAAGGAGCAAAGAGCGCAAGAGCCAUCCUGGCGCGUCGACGUGAGGUACUGGCGCGACGGAAGGCGAGGCUUGAAACUGCUCGACGAGGCAACCUGUCCCUGCGCGCCACAAUCGAGGCGAUGUCCACCUCGAUCGCUUCCCUUUCACACGCGCUCCAAUCUGCUGCGCUUCACGCUCGUCGAGCAACACUCCUGGGCGAGCUGGAGCACAUCUAUCCCAUCGACUUGCUCGAUGCUUCCUCUUUGCUCUUCAGCAUCAACAAUCUCGCGCUGCCCAACACCGACAACCCUCAGCAUCCCUCCUCCUCCGCCUCACCGUCGACAGCAGCGGCGGCGGCGGUGGACGAAGAGACAAGAGCAUCGGCGCUAGGCCUCGUGGCGCAAGUGGUAGUGCUCUUGAGCGUGUAUACGAACACGCCGUUGCAUUACCCCCUUGCGACUGCCGGCUCAAGAGCAGUAGUGCAGGAUGGCAUCAGCUGCAUGACUGGCCCUCGAGCCUUCCCGCUGUACGCCAAAGGCGUCGAGUCCUAUCGCUUCGAAUACGCCGUCUUUCUGCUGAACAAGAACAUCGAGCAGUUGAUGAACCAACACCGCGUGCCCGUGCUUGACAUUCGCCACACGCUCGGCAAUCUCAAGAACUUCAUCAUUACCGUCUCUUCCUCCGGCGCAGAUGAAGCGACCGGUCGCGGCGACUCGGCGCGACGCAACGCGCCGAGGAGAAAUGGCAAUGAAGGGACGACGGUGAGGGAACUCAAGUCGGGCAAGAAGGAGGAGGCCGCGAGGCAGCUGCCUGCGGCAGACGAGGCGACGAAGGCCUCGACGCUCAAGACGCAUGCUACGACGCCCUCUACUGCCACAGCGACGACAUCGUGGACCGCCAGUCUGCUCGGCUGGCGCUCGAGUCCGGCACCGCCAGCUGCUGCGGCGGCAGAAGCGACUGCGAGCACUGCGACUGCUGCGGCUGUCACCGCCACGACUGCCGCGCCCGCAGGCGGUACGAGCGCCGAGCCGCCUGCGACGAAGUAGAUGCCUCGUCGAGAUCGCCAUUUGGACAUAGAGGCGCCGAGGGUCACGAAUCUUGCUCGUCUGGUCAAGGAGAGAAAGGCGAGCUUGCUCGCUCUGAUCUCUGCAGCAGAGAAGGAAAUGA